UAUCUCAUUUACCAAUGACACCCUAAACCUUCCCCGCAAACUAACCGGCCGACCCAAAGAAAGAGAUAGAGAGAGUAACUGAGUAAGCGCCCAAAAAGUCGAUAAACUCCGGCAAAAAAACAUGGACUACGGUGCUUUCUUCGUCGACGAGACGGCUGCCCCUGUUGAAAAUGCUUUUCUAGAAUUCCUCAAAAGCUUUCGUUUGGACCCGAAUUCACGGCAUCCGUAUUAUGUAUCUGAGAUUGAGGUUAUGGAACAAAGUGAAUCAACCACUAUGUUUAUUGAUUUCUCUCAUGUUAUGCGAUUCGACGACACCCUUCAGAAGGCUAUUUCUGAUGAAUAUUUUAGAUUUGAGCCCUAUUUGAAGAAUGCUUGUAAGAGAUUUGUGUUGGAAGGGAGGCCCAAUGUUUUUGCUGAUGAUAACCCUAAUAAAGACAUCAAUAUCGCUUUCUACAACAUUCCUCUUGUUAAACGACUUAGAGAGUUAGCCACUGCUGAAAUAGGCAGAUUAGUAUCGGUGACUGGAGUGGUUACUCGUACGAGUGAGGUCAGGCCUGAGCUUCUCCAUGGUACUUUCAAGUGUUUGGAUUGUGGUACUGUCGUUAAGAAUGUAGAGCAACAAUUUAAGUACACUGAGCCGACAAUAUGUAUAAAUGCAACCUGUGCAAAUAGAACUAGAUGGAUGUUGCUUAGACAGGAAAGCAAAUUUACAGAUUGGCAAAGGGUGAGGAUGCAGGAAACGUCGAAAGAAAUUCCAGCUGGUUCUCUUCCCAGAUCGCUUGAUGUCAUUCUGCGCCAUGAGAUUGUUGAACAGGCUAGAGCUGGUGACACGGUCAUAUUUACUGGAACUCUUGUGGUGAUACCAGACAUAAUGGCGUUGGCAUCUACAGGGGAGAGAGCAGAGUGCCGUAGAGAUGCUUCUUCUCAACGUAAUGCUAGUGGUACUGGAAAUGAAGGAGUAAGGGGUUUAAAAGCAUUGGGAGUUAGAGAUCUCUCCUAUCGGCUUGCGUUCAUUGCUAAUUCUGUUCAGAUUGCUGAUGGUAGAAGAGACGUUGACAUUAGAAAUCGGAAGAAAGAUGCUGAAGACGAGGAGAGCCAGCAGUUCACGGCAGAGGAGCUCAACGAGAUCCAAAGAAUGAGAAACACUUCUGAUUUUUUUAAUAAAUUGGUUGACAGCGUUGCUCCAACUGUAUUUGGUCACCAAGAUAUCAAGCGAGCAAUUCUUCUUAUGUUGUUAAGUGGUGUUCACAAGCAAACCGAGGAAGGCAUCAACUUAAGAGGGGACAUUAAUGUCUGCAUUGUAGGGGAUCCCAGCUGUGCAAAGUCCCAGUUUCUCAAAUAUACUUCUGGUCUUGUCCCUAGAUCAGUUUACACAUCAGGGAAAUCAUCUUCUGCUGCUGGUCUGACUGCUACUGUGGCUAAAGAACCAGAAACUGGAGAGUUCUGUAUUGAGGCUGGAGCAUUGAUGCUUGCUGAUAAUGGUAUCUGCUGUAUUGAUGAGUUUGACAAAAUGGACAUUAGAGACCAGGUUGCUAUUCAUGAAGCCAUGGAGCAGCAGACUAUAAGUAUCACAAAAGCAGGAAUACAGGCUACUCUGAAUGCAAGAACAUCGAUUUUAGCUGCCGCCAAUCCUACUGGGGGCCGUUAUGACAAAACAAAACCAUUGAAGUAUAAUGUGGCUCUACCUCCAGCUAUCCUUUCAAGAUUUGAUCUGGUAUAUGUUAUGAUCGAUGAUCCAGAUGAUCAAACUGAUUACCACAUUGCUAGCCAUAUUGUUAGAGUGCACCAAAGACGUGAGGAUGCAUUGUCACCCACCUUUACUACUGCACAGCUUAAACGCUACAUCGCCUAUGCAAAAACUAAGAAACCGAAGCUAAGUUUUGAAGCAAGGAAAUUGUUAGUUGACUCAUAUGUCACUCUUCGAAGAGGUGAUGCUGCUCCAGGCAGUAGAGUCGCUUACAGAAUGACUGUAAGACAGCUGGAGGCAUUGAUCCGGCUAUCAGAAGCCAUUGCAAGAAGUUACUUGGAAUCAGAGGUACUACCACGCCAUGUCAAGGUUGCAGUUCGACUGCUGAAGACAUCAGUUAUUAGCGUGGAAUCAAGCGAAAUUGACCUGUCCGAGUUUAAUGAUGAAGUUAAUGAUAGUGGAGUAGGUGGUGGGGGAGAUGCUCAGCCUAGUCCUGCAGCAGGUGAACCAGCUUCAGCUAAUACAGGAGAUAAUGGUGGUUCUAAAGCUCAGGAACAGAACUUAGUGGUAACGGAUGAACAUUUUGAUAAAGUGACACAAGCACUUAUCAUGCGGCUUAGGCAGCUUGAAGAGACUGCCGAGCAAGAAGGGAGAGGCCUACUUGGGACAAGACAGAAAGAUCUGAUACAGUGGUAUGUGGCAAAACAAAAUGAGAACAAUAGCUACAGCUCUAUGGAGGAAGCUCGUAAUGAUGUUCGAGUAGUCAGAGCUAUCAUUCAGAAACUGAUUAAAGAAGGGCAUCUAAUUGUCGUGGAUGACGGUAGGCAAGCAGCCGCUGGAGCUGAAGAUGGUGGGGGUCAACCUUCAGUGUCUAAAGAUGACAGAAUUUUGGCCGUUUCUCCUAAUUAUGUUAUAGAGUGAGUUGCUGGUAAUUUGACUGGAUGUAACUUCAACAUUCUCAUCAUUUUUAAGUUUAGGACUUAGGAGGUGUUGACAUACAGCAGUCUGAGCUUUGUAAUGUGAAAUCAUGCAAAGAUAUAAUCAUCUUGACUAACUGUAUAGCAUCACCCAUAUGUAGAGCAAUGUAUAAUUGAGAUUCCUAUGUCUCCUGAGCAAAUUAUGCAAUUUCAGGAGGCUUUUUGGGCUACAACAUUAAUCAGGGUUAGGUGUAUUAUGAGUAUUUUAUUGAGCUUGCCAUAUUUUUUAAUAUAAAAUUAAGGCUCCUUUCUUUCCUGCUAA
Messenger RNA from Beta vulgaris subsp. vulgaris (sugar beet), 2926 nucleotides. Its product is annotated as DNA replication licensing factor MCM6. The coding region runs from base 122 to 2608 and encodes 828 amino acids. The record is from RefSeq and is a predicted model, not a curated record. Gene Ontology annotation, biological process: DNA replication initiation; double-strand break repair via break-induced replication; mitotic DNA replication. NCBI's taxonomy places the organism in Eukaryota, Viridiplantae, Streptophyta, Magnoliopsida, Caryophyllales, Amaranthaceae. Gene Ontology annotation, cellular component: nucleus; MCM complex. The transcript has 18 exons. Gene Ontology annotation, molecular function: ATP binding; single-stranded DNA binding; single-stranded 3'-5' DNA helicase activity.